Molecule: messenger RNA, 8410 nt
Organism: Serinus canaria (Common canary)
Lineage: Eukaryota; Metazoa; Chordata; Aves; Passeriformes; Fringillidae
Gene: WASHC4
Product: WASH complex subunit 4
Exons: 32
Coding region: 3860-6997 (1045 amino acids)
Biological process (GO): endosomal transport; endosome organization
Cellular component (GO): WASH complex; endosome
Source: RefSeq, a predicted model, not a curated record
CUUCUUUGCUCUCCCCACCCUCUCCGUAGCUGUCGAGGUUGUUUUGGGGUUGGGGGAGUGGCUUUUCCCGCCCUUCAUCUUUUGCUCCCUCGGAGGCGUCGCCUGCGGUGCCCCCCGUGCGGCGGGGAGGGCUAGGCUGCUUGUUCCACCCUGUCUUUUCUCGCACUAACCGGGCUUUUUGUGGGAACGGUGUUUCUUUCCUUCCCGGUCAUUUCUCGUGGCUCACAAAUUUUUGCAGUGGCUUCCUUGGUUAUCCAGAGAAGUCACAUCAAGGUAUGUUGCGAGCAGUUCCCCCUUCAUUGGUAAAGGCUCUCUGUCACGGUAGGCAGGCGGUCACUUGCGGUUUCACCUUUAAAAUAGAAUAAGAUCUUCAGCGAUGCUGAAGUCUUUCACGGUGGGUUCGUAUGCCCGUCAAAAUACACGUUUUACUCAGCCUGUGGAGGUGACCUAGUUUCUAAACAGGGAACUUAUAUGGUUGUCACGCUGUAAUACACGCUGUAAAUUGAACUGUGCCAAAUUAAUUAUCCCAGGUGUUGCUGUGGAAAUAUGUCACUCAUGGACCAACUGUUUCACAUAUAAUGUUAUCCCAGGGAAUGAUACUGUUUAUGUCAUGUUCCUUUAGUCUGGGUUUCAGUGGAAACUGAGGCUGUCCUGAGCACAUCUUUUUAUCAAUUCUCUAGCUGUGGAAAGGAAAAUAUAGCUUUUGCUCAAAAUGCCAACUCUCUGCUAGUUUGACCAGGAUAUGAAAUGAAACUCCAAAAAAUUUGCGUGCCUUAAUAUGCCCUGUUAUCACCAUCUCAAGGGUGAAGAAACAGGCUGAUCUUCAAUCCACAACAGCACACAGUAUUCUAGAGAAAAACCAAAGAAUAGUCGUGUGACUUGAAAGGCAUUUUUUGUUCUUGUUGUCUACUUUCACUUUGUAUCGCUAACAUUUAGCAAUUACAACUUUCUCAACUGAGGACAUAAGUCUAGUUUGUAAGUCUAGUACAUCUCUGUCCUAGAUAUGUAUGGCUAUGGGGCUUUGCAAAUCUUACUGCCAGUGACUUCAUUCAAUAUUGAUAUUGCUGAUUUUAUGGAAGUUAAGAUUAAGUUGAGGGAUCUGUGCUGCUGAGUUGAUCUCUUGCACUGUUCCAACUAUAAUGCUUUAGUUUUAUCACCUGAGGAGAAAAUAAAUCAAACUUUCUUGUAAACACAUAAUACCUUAUCAAGUAUGUAUGCUGCUCUGAAGAAAAGGAUGAUAUUUGCUUUCUAUGAUUUCAUUUUCUUUCUCUGAGUCAAUUUUUUUAAGAAAAAGAUUCUGCAUCUUAGAAAGCUUCUCUCAUCUCCCAAGUAAUUUUUUAUCUGUGCAACUCUGCCUGUCUCUGGCUAGCCAAGAGCUUCCAUUCUCUUGUCUCACUAAGAAAGUGAGAAAUUAUUCCUGUCUCUUAUUUUAUGGAUGAUCACUACAAGGUAGCAAAUUGAUGGCUGUCAAUAAUUAAGUAUUUGGAAGUAUUUAAUGAGCUGUAGUGUUGCUCAAAUGCAUCAUUUGUCUACUGUCACCUUUCUGGUGACAGUCUGUGAAUCUCUAGCAGAGUGCUGUUGUGAGGUUUUGUUUGAGAAAUGCUCAGUGUUUUUGUUUCAUACAAACUGAUUUGAACAGCAAUGUCAAUUUUCUACUCUUGUAUGACAUUGAAGUUUUUUCUGUUCUUCCGGUAAAGCCCCAGUGUCUGUCAGGUUUUCUGUUCUUAGUUUGUCUUUUGUUUGAAGGAAGGAGAUGUACUUGGGGAAGUACCAGAGCAUACCUCUUUAAUGUCGCCCCUACUCUGGAUUUUGUAGCAGUAAGGCACUAAAGCUGACAUGGAGGCUGGUUAAAGUCCGUUCAGCAGGGCUGUACAUCUACCAGUGUUUUACUGGUUUGCUGCAGCAGAGCUUGCAGAAGAUGCACUGGAAGGAACCUGAAGGAUGAGAUGGACUUGGUGGAAUAGAAUAGUGCAAUGAUACAACUUAAGGGCUACACAUCAGUGCUUGGAGUGCUGCUGAUGGAGAAUGUUUUACUCACUUCUCCUAUGUGAAAUUCAAUCUCCUGAUCUUGACAAUGCCUGUGAACUCUCUAGGCUGCAGGUAUUGUUAGAACUCAGUGGCACUAAUGCCAUUAUUGUGGGAGAGUGUGCUGUGCUCCUUGGGUAGGCUUUGCAGUCUGCAUGCCUUUAUGGUUGGCAUUGCUGCUACUUUCAAAGUACUAUCUUAAAAUUAAUUCAGGUCUUCACUGCAGUCAUUUCUCCUUCUCAGUCUCAACCUCCCUGCACAUUGUCCUUUUCAUCUUUCCUUAUCAAUUUGUCUUUAUUCAUUCUACCUUUUCUGCCUGGUGCAGUUUCUCAGUCAGAUAUUUUCUUUCUGCAAAAAAAUGUUUCAGUGAUUGAUUCAGCAGUGCUCUCCCACUGAAGUAGCCGUCCACCAUUUGGCUCAGUUUGCAAUGACAAUGACUAUAUGCAGAAUAAAAGAAUAUAUUAUUUUUAACUUUCUAGACCAGUCUACUUGCUGAAAUGUGAAAAGGGCAUAUAUAAAGCUAUGUGACAGCUGAAUUCUUGUGUAAGAAAAGUUCAGUUGUCCAGCUGACCUUCAUUCUCUAACUUAUUUUAGAUAAUCCUCUUUUCAACAAAUAGCAGAAGAUCACAAGCUGUUAGAUUUGUUAUCUAAUUAUGGGAAAGACACUUUAGUCUUCACGUGAAAAAGGAUUGUACUUCCUGAGUGUAGGAGCCUUGAACUGUAAUCAUUUACUCUGUGGUUCAGAUUGUGCAGCUAAGUCAGUAGUUGUGUACAAAUUGGGGAGGAGUGGGGAGCAUCUUAAAAUGGGAAGUAAAAAAGAUCGGGAUAGAGAGCAUGAAACUGUUUUGCACCAAUUGACUUUAGAAUUACUUUGCUACUUAAGACCACUGUUGCUUGUGUUUGACCAGCUGAAUGUUAGCCUUUGACCCUGCUUGUCCCUUUGAACCUUCUUGCCCCUGACACUAACAGGACAGCUGUACAUUUCAAUGCCCAGAAGAAGAAAAAUUCUGCCUGAAAAGGGUGAAUUUGAAAGUGGGAGGAAAUGACUAAAAGCCAUAAGCUUUCCAUGUAAUGCUCAAAUAACUCACUGAGAGAUACCAGGGAGAAGUGGAAAGUGGAUUGCUGGAAGUUCAACUGCCACUCAGGCUGAAAUUAUUAGACCCAUUGCCUCAAAGUUUUUAUAUAAAUGCAUUUGUACUGGUUCAGCUGAUGGGUAGGGUCUCCUGCUAUGCUACAAUUUCCACAAUAAUUUAUUUGCUCAGCACCUUAUGUGAUUGUUAAGGUUUUUAACAAUACACGUACCUUGAAAAAAAAAUUUUUCUGCAUACUCCUUAGAUGUUUGAUACUCUUCAAGUAGUUUUUAAAUUUCUUUUAAACAAACACUAAGUUAUAGGAUUGUUUUUUAACAUUAAAGAACUUUGUUUUAAAUCUGCAUUUUAUUAAAAAAAAAAGCCACAGCAAAAUGAGGAAUACAGGACUGAAGCUAAAUAACAAGAUAUGAAGUGUUUUCAAUAACAUUUUUUGAUAUUGUAGUUUAUUGAAUUGUCUGUAAAACUGUAUGAAUGUUAUCAAUUCUCAGAAAUUCAUGCUGAAGUGCAGUUGAAGAACUAUGGAAAAUUUCUUGAGGAAUACACAUCUCAGCUGAAGAGAAUUGAAGAUGCUUUGGAUGACUCUGUUGGAGAUGUUUGGGACUUCAGUCUUGAUCCCAUUGCUUUAAAGCUUUUGCCAUAUGAACAGUCCUCCCUACUGGAGCUCAUAAAGACAGAAAACAAGGUUCUAAACAAAGUUAUAACAGUGUAUGCUGCUCUUUGCUGUGAAAUCAAGAAGUUAAAAUAUGAGGCAGAAACUAAAUUUUAUAACGGCCUGUUGUUUUAUGGAGAAGGAGGAGCUGUCUUGCUUUGUUACCCGAUGUUAUGAAGUGGUGGUGAAUGUAGUGCAUCAGCUGGCUGUUCUGUAUACCAGCAACAAGAAUGCACCUAAAAUUAUAGAGACAUCUGGAGUUCAUUUUCAGGCAAUGUAUGAGCAUCUAGGAGAGUUGCUCACAAUCUUGAUCACUCUGGAUGAAAUAAUUGACAAUCAUGCCACACUGAAAGAUCACUGGACCAUGUACAAGAGGCUACUAAAAUCUGUCCAUCACAACCCUUCCAAGUUCGGGAUUCAAGAAGAUAAACUAAAGCCAUUUGAAAAACUGCUGUUAAAACUGGAAUGCCAGUUAUUUGAUGGAAUGAUAUUUCAGGCCUGUAUAGAACAACAAUUUGAUUGUUUAAAUGGUGGAGUGUCUGUGUCAAAGAACAGCACAUUUGCUGAAGAAUUUGCUCAUACUCUUCGCGCAUAUUUCGCAAACGUCGAAGCCAAACUUGGUGAACCUUCAGAAAUUGACCAGAGAGAUAAAUAUGUGGGCAUUUGUGGGCUAUUUGUACUGCAUUUUCAGAUUUUUCGGACUGUAGACAAGAAAUUUUAUAAGUCAUUGUUGGAUGUCUGUAAGAAGGUACCAGCCAUUACAUUAACAGCUAACAUUAUCUGGUUUGCUGACAAUUUUCUGAUUCAGAAGAUUCCAGCUGCUGCCAAACUACUGGACAAAAAAAGUAUUCAUACAGUUAAAACGCAAAGGGAGAACUUUCUACAGCAGAGGGCACAGUCACUUACCAAAGAUAUGCAGUCAUAUUAUGUUUUUGUGAGCUCGUGGAUGACAAAAAUGGAAUCUGUCUUGUCCAAGGAGCAGCGCACAACAAAGUUUUCUGAAGAACUUUCUAACCGCUGCAAUGUCUUCAUCCAGGGUUUUCUUUAUGCAUACAGUCUUAGCACCACUGUUAAAACAACAAUGAAUCUUUACAUGUCAAUGCAAAAACCUAUGACCAAAACCUCAGUAAAAGCCUUGUGCAGACUUAUGGAGCUUCUGAAGGCAAUAGAACAUAUGUUUUACCGAAGAAGCAUGGUUGUGGCAGACUCUGUGACACACAUCACUCAGCAUCUGCAGUAUCAGGCUCUUCACUCUAUCUCUGUGGCCAAGAAAAGGGUGAUUUCUGAUAAAAAGUACAGUGAGCAGUGCCUGGAUGUCCUCUCUGCUUUGGUGUUGGCUGAGAACACCCUCAAUGGGCCAAGCACAAAACAGAGGCGACUGAUUGUUUCCCUUGCACUGAGUGUGGGAACGCAGAUGAAAACAUUUAAAGAUGAAGAACUUAUUCCCCUUCAGUUAGUUCUGAAAAAACUGGACUUGAUCAGUGAACUUACAGAGAGAGUUCGAGCACAAUGCGACUGUUGUUUCUUAUACUGGCAUCGAGCUGUCUUUCCAAUCUAUUUAGAUGAUGUCUAUGAAAAUGCAGUGGAUUCUGCUAGACUACAUUAUAUGUUUAGUGCACUACGGGACUGUGUACCUGCUAUGAUGCAUGCAAGACACUUGGAAUCUUAUGAGGUGCUUCUGGAAUGCUAUGACAAAGAAAUCAUGGAAGUGCUCAGUGAGCACUUGCUGGACAAAUUGUGUAAAGAGAUAGAAAAGGACCUGCGCUUAUCAGUUCACACUCACCUGAAGCUAGAUGACAGAAACCCCUUCAGAGUUGGCCUGAAGGACCUGGCUCACUUCUUCUUUCUGAACCCAAUACGUUUUUUCAAUCGGUUCAUUGACAUAAAAGCUUAUGUAACUCAUUAUUUGGACAAGACCUUCUACAACUUAACAACCGUAGCCCUUCAUGACUGGGCCACCUACAGCGAGAUGAGAAACUUGGCAACCCAGCGCUAUGGUUUACGUAUGACUGAGGCUCACCUUCCCAGCCAGACUCUGGAGCAGGGUCUGGAUGUUUUGGAAAUCAUGAGAAAUAUUCAUGUUUUUGUAUCCCGCUACCUCUACAAUCUGAAUAAUCAGAUCUUCAUUGAAAGAACAAGUAAUAACAAACACUUGAACACCAUCAAUAUCCGACACAUUGCUAACUCAAUUCGAACUCAUGGAACGGGAAUCAUGAACACAACAGUAAAUUUCACUUACCAGUUCUUGAGGAAAAAGUUUUACAUUUUUAGCCAGUUCAUGUAUGAUGAACAUAUCAAAUCCAGACUUAUCAAAGACAUCAGAUUCUUCAGGGAAGUCAAGGAUCAAAAUGAUCACAAGUAUCCCUUUGAAAGAGCAGAUAAAUUCAACCGUGGCAUCAGAAAACUUGGAAUAACUCCAGAUGGCCAGAGCUAUCUAGACCAAUUCAGACAACUCAUAAGUCAAAUUGGCAACGCUUUGGGUUAUGUACGAAUGAUAAGAUCUGGUGGACUUCACUGCUGCAGUAGUGCCAUUAGGUUUGUUCCUGAUCUGGAAGAUAUUGUUAACUUUGAAGAGCUGGUGAAAGAAGAAGGACUCUCUGAAGAAACACAAAAAGCAGCAAGGCAGCUGGACUCUGUCCUCAGUGACCUGACCCGGAACUUUGCAGAGGGAACAGAGUACUUCAAAAUGCUGGUGGAUGUGUUUGCCCCCGAGUUCCGCAGCAUGAAAAACAUGCACUUGCGGAACUUCUACAUCAUUGUUCCACCCCUGACCCUCAAUUUUGUGGAGCAUUCAAUCAGUUGCAAGGAGAAGUUGAAUAAGAAGAACAAAAGUGGAGCAGCUUUCACUGAUGAUGGGUUUGCCAUGGGUGUGGCUUACAUUCUGAAGCUUUUGGAUCAGUACCAGGAGUUUGAUUCUCUGCACUGGUUCCAGUCUGUUAGAGAGAAGUACGUGAAGGAAAUAAGAGCAGUAGCUAAGCAACAGAAUGUGCAGUCCACUAAUCAAGAUGAAAAACUACUACAGACUAUGAACCUUACCCACAAGCGACUGGAAGUUUGUUUACAGGAAUUUGAACUCCUAUAUUUCUCGCUGAGUAGUGCAAGAAUUUUUUUCAGAGCAGAUAAAACUGCAGCAGAAGAAAGCCAGGAAAAGAAAGAAAAAGAAGAAGAAUCUGGUAAAGCAAGCAAUGGAGAUCUUUCCAACUCUGUGCCUGCAGAGCCUGUUGUGAAAUGACAUGGCUGGUUUUUUUUUUAAAUUUGUGUGCACUUUUUUUGACCAAACUGCGCCUGCACUGAACGCUCAGUAGCAUUGCUGAGAUCAGCAUUCUUGCUGCUGCUUCCCAUCCUGCUGCAGUUGCUGUGUACAUCCUUCCACAAUCCCAUCUCUGCUGAAGUCACCUAAGUUCGUGGAGUGGUCAAGUGCUGCAUUUCCUUCUUCCACAGCAAUGGCAGAAUCACCCACAGAUAGUGUCCCUUUCCCCAGGAUGGCCUUGCUAGGGAGCUGUGUGAAGUCAAGACAUAGCCCACACUCUAGUCUGUUCUUGUAUUUUCCUUUCUCCAUUUUCUUUUGGAAAGACAUUAUCUUGCUAAGGUAAGACUUUGCAGUUGAACAUAAUGUGAACUGAGCACUGCCUUCAUGUAUAGUGGUUAACAAAUUCAUGUGGUUCUGGUGAUGGAAAUUCUAGAGGAAAGACAUAGCCUAUUUUUAUAGAUACCUGUUUAAUCUGGGAGAACUGAAUGUAUACUCUAUAUGGCAAAAAUGUACACAUACACCAACUUGUACAGCGAUAAUAGAGCUAAUACAGGACUGCAGUUUGUAUAUCCUUCUUUCUCUUUGUCAUGUAGCAGCAUAGACAUGCAGAAAGAUUUUUUUCCCAUCUGAAAUCCAAGGUGGGUCCUGGGUUUGGAUGUCACGUGACUGAGUUGCAUUAAGUCCUUUUUUUCUCCCCACAAGGAUAUGGAAGAGGGGUGAAAUUCAUGCUGUGGUGCUACUCUUUCUUUUGCUUUUGGCCUCCUGUUCCAAUUACAGGAACCAAAUGGACCCUAACUGGUUGUCUGGAGAGGAGACAAUGGAGCUACAAAAAAAAAAAAAAAAAAAAAAAUCCCCUAAACUAAACCAAACAUGCUCACUCAGAAAUUCCCAGGGGUGAUAGAAAUGAUGAUGUCUUUUUUGCAGGGACAUAAAACAUGUCUAGGGUUUUUUCCUUUAGGGCAGGGUUGGAACAGGCUAAAGGCCAGACUCUCACCCCAGCAGAUGGCAGCUGUCACCACUGCCCUCAGGUGUUCAGCCUUGUGCCAAGGCUGAUAGAAGUGCAGCAGCUGCUCUCUGAGGGGUUGUGGACACCUAGGUCCCUGUCAGCCGUGCCACCAAGGGUUUGCAUGGCCCCAGCAGCUGCAAACUCCUGGUGCUGAAGGGCACAUUCUGCAGGUCCUAAUGCAGCCUGGAACCAGAAAAACAUUUGAGUUGCAUCAGAAGUCCAUCAACAGCUGUUUUCAGCUUCUCAGGUACAAAGGACCAAAUGUAAUACUUAAUGUUUCCUAACUCAUUGUACAAAAGGGUAUUUUGUUACUCCAGUCUCUUCGGUUUGUGAGUAGAGAACAUUAUGUAUAUAAAACUCUGUUAAUAAAUGCAAUUUUGAAAACCUCA